AAAAAAAAAGCAAACAUGUUCAACUAGAAGAAUGAAAAGAAAAAGGUAAUAUAGUUGGUCAGACAUUGUUAAAAGGCUUACGUGGUUUUCCACAUUAACCCCAUGAUGGGAUAUUGGAAUCUGGGAAAUCAUGCAAUUGGACAUCAUAAAAGACGACAACCAUUUUAUUUCUUUAAGUUAAAUUAAACUAAAGAGGGCUGGCCUUGCUCCUCUAUUCAGACUUGCAUAGGAAUAUGAGACGCUCCAUUUGAAAGUCAAGCCUUUUUUCCAUUUGUCAUCAUUUUUAACAGAUCUCUGUUGCUCUCUAAGCUAAGAAUAACAGUGAAAAAACAAAGAGAGAGAGAGAGAGCGCUAUGGCUUAUGCUGCUGUGACCUCUCUUAUGUCAACUCUUGGAUUGCUACUGCAAUCCAAUUCCCGUUUAAAUCUUCCCAACGAAGAGCAAACUGAAUCUCUUCACAAAAGAGUAAAAGAACAGAUUCAAUCCUUUCGCCAAAAAGUCGGUUCACUGCAAGCGCUUCUUGAAACAUUGGAGAAGAAUAUCAAUGAUCCUAAGACAAUUGAACAUUGUGAAGUCAAGAUCAAAGAUGCAGCACAUGAUGCAGAAUAUCGAAUUGAAUCAGUAUUGGAAAAAUUUUACAAGGCUCAAAAUGAAAAAAUUAGUAGAGAAGCUUAUGAGGAGUUUUGCAAGAGGUUGCAAAAAGCAUCUGAGUCCAUAGAUUCCAAUUCCAGAAAGUUAACUGAAAGUAUGAAGAGUGGUUUGCAGGCAACUAGUUCACUUAUCCAAAGUUUUGAUUUACCAGAACAUUCUCCACAACUUGGCAAUAGCAUGGUUGGACAUGAAAAUGAACUGGAGGAUGUGAAGUGUAAACUCAUGAAAAUCUCAUCCGAUGAAAGAGAAACUAUGGCAAUCACAGGUAUGGGGGGCAUAGGCAAGACAACCUUUGCUAGAAAAAUUUAUGAUGAUCCAGAAAUUAAAUCACAUUUUGACAUUCUAGCAUGGGUUACUGUGUCAAAGGAAUACUGUGUUAGAAAGAUGUUGCUGCAGCUUCUUCAUUGUAUUCCAUCAACAGAAGAAGUACGCCGUGAAGCAAGGGAUGAUGGUGAGCUAGCAGGCAAAUUGAAACAGAGGCUGUGGAAACGCAGGUACCUAGUUGUCAUCGACGAUAUAUGGAGCAGCAAAGCUUGGGAUGAUAUAAGUCUAUGGUUUCCAGAUUGCAAAGGAAGUCAUAUCCUACUUACCACAAGGUGCGGGAAUGUGGCCAGUUAUGCUGCUCCAGGUAAGACUCCUCAUCACAUGUCUUCUCUAAGUCCGGAGAAAAGUUGGGAACUAUUGCAAUCGAAGCUUCUUGAGAAAGUAGAGCUCUCUCCAGAAUUAGUAAAAAUUGGAAAGAAAAUUGCAGAAAAUUGUCAUGGAAUGCCUUUGACUAUUACUGUAGUUGCUGGAAUUCUAUCUAAAUGCAACAAUGCAUUAGAAGGAUGGAAGCGAGUAGCACAUGAUGUAAAAUCAGCAAUAUUUAAAGAUCUUGGUAGACAAUGCGAAAAGGUCCUUGGGUUAAGUUACUACUAUCUUCCUCAACACCUAAAGGCUUGCUUUCUAUAUUUUGGAAUUUUUCCCGAAGAUGAAGAAGUUGAUGUGAGAAGAUUAGUGGAGCUAUGGGUUGCACGGGGAUUUUUAAAGGAAGCUGAUAAUAAAAGUUUGGAGGACAUAGCUGGAGAAUGUUUGCAAGAACUUAUAGAUAGAAAUCUGGUUCUUGUAAGCGGGCAGAGUUUUUGGGGAGAAGUGGAAACAUGUAAGAUCCAUGACCUCUUACAUGAGUUAUGCUUAAGACAAGCUCGAAGUGAGAACUUCCUACCUGUUACAAAAAGUAAACCACUGAAUCGAGUCACGUGUGUCUCCCGAUCAUCUGUACAGGAUUGUCUAAUGAUUGUUCGCUCAAUUAGCGAUUUUUAUUGGUUAAACUCUCUUCGCCGUGAUCAAAAGAAAAUACGCACUAUUGUCUAUAAAGGUGAACGCAAACGUGCGGAGAGAGAAAGAUUCGAAUUCAAGAUCUUCAAAAUGAUCAGAGUAUUGGACUUGAGAAAGUUAUACUUUGAUAAUGGUAUUCCAACUUCAGUAUUUGAUUUAGUGCACCUAAGGUAUCUAUCCUUGUACAUUGAAAAACAUGAAUAUAUCCCUCUUUCCAAACUUCAAAAUUUGCAAAUUUUGAUUGUUGAAAUAGGAAAGAAUUGGGCAGAUAAGGUGCCUAUAGAAAUUUGGAGGAUGCCACAGUUAAGGACUGUACGCUUUGUCAAGACAGGAUGGCAAUGUCCUCCCAAUAUGCCAAUAGGUGAAAGGGAGCAUACGGUUUUACAACACCUACAUACUUUAACUGGUGUUGGUGCUGCAUGGUGUAAAAAAGAAAUCUUUGCAUUAAUGCCUAACUUGAAGAACCUGGAAAUUGUGUUAGGCGGAGUUACUCGCGAUUUGUGGAAACGUAUUUCCUGUUUGCCUCUAAUUGAGGUACUUAGAAUUAUAGUUGGAAAAAUUGAUUAUAGUGCCUUUUCCCUGUACAGAUCAAAAGCACAUGCCGAUUUUUUGAAAUAUCGAAGCACUUUUCCACCAACCCUUAGAAGGUUGACAUUAGGUGGGACAUGUCUUCCUUGGGAGGCUAUGGACAUAGUUGGCAUGUUGCCUAACCUCGAGAUACUGGAACUGGAAGACGAUGCCUGCGGAGUUAAACCUAAGACCGCGUGGAAACCCUCCGAAGAAGGGUUUCCUCAAUUAAAGUUCUUGUCACUAUGUCAUAUGCUUUGUUUCACAGAGUGGAAGGCUACAGAAGAUCAUUUUCCUGUCUUGGAGAGACUAUUUAUAUCUCAUUGUCCGCGGCUAGAAGAGAUCCCACAAGAAUUUGCAAAUAUUUUUACACUUCAAUUGAUCGAGUUACAUGACUGCUGUAUUCACCUGGCCAUAUCAGCACAGCAGAUUGAACAAGAGCAAGAAGCCACUUAUGGAAGCCAAGUGACAAAUGUCCAUACAUACAAUUGUGGACAAGCUUACUGCUUCCAAUGUCAACAUGUACUGAAGAGAAAUUCCUGCUGACUGAGGGAGGUAGUUGCAACCAUACUUCAUCAAACUUCGUUUAGAGCUUUCUAUUUUCCUUGAGCAUGGUGUUAAGAAAUUAAGAUCCUUAUGCAUUUGGUUGUGUUUU
Messenger RNA from Nicotiana tabacum (common tobacco), 3189 nucleotides. Its product is annotated as putative late blight resistance protein homolog R1A-10. Gene Ontology annotation, molecular function: ADP binding. Lineage: Eukaryota; Viridiplantae; Streptophyta; Magnoliopsida; Solanales; Solanaceae. The record is from RefSeq and is a predicted model, not a curated record. Gene Ontology annotation, biological process: defense response to other organism.